UGAUGAUGGCCGGAGUUGAACUGCAGACUCCGCCCACACACUCAGGGCCGUGUACCUUCAUGUUCCAGCUUCUCCAGUCCCUGUCCUCUUCUGGCUCAUUCACUCUUUAAUGUGGCCAUAAAGGUUUAAAUAAUGGCUGACAGUGGAGAAGGCGACGAUGAAUUCCAGUUUCUACGGACGGGAGAUGAGGUGGUUUUGCAGAGUACCUUCACCUCCCAGGAGGAACAUGUGAAGCUAUGUCUUGCUGCUGAAGGAUUUGGCAGCAGACUUUGCCGGCUUGAGCCCACCUCUAACUGUAAGAAUGUUCCACCAGACUUGUCUGUGUGUGGCUUUGUCCUGGCCCAGUGUCUUUCUGUGCGAGCCCUGCAGGAGAUGUUAGCCCACAGUGAAAACCUGGCUGCAGAGGUGGGAGCUGGAGGUAGCCAUCGCACCCUUCUAUAUGGGCAGGCGGUAUUGUUUCUACACUCAUACAGUGGCAUGUACCUCAGCUGCUUGUCUUCCUCUCAGUCUUCAACUGACAAGCUGGCUUUUGAUGUUGGCCUGCAAGAGGACAAAGCAGGGGAGGCGUGUUGGUGGACUGUCCACCCAGCAUCCAGACAGAGGUCAGAGGGUGAGAAGGUGCGUGUAGGUGAUGACCUCAUACUUGUGAAUGUGUCUUCAGAGAGAUACUUGCACCUUUCCUUCGGCACUGCAUCUGACAACAAAAGCUUGAGUGACAGUCUGAUUGUUAAUGCAGCCUUCCAGCAGACCCUCUGGAGUGUUGCUCCCAUCUGCUCUGGACGCGCCGUUGCUCAAGGAUACCUGAAGGGGGGUGAAACACUUUGGCUACUCCACAGCCAUAGUGACGCAUGUCUGACUGUUCCCUCUACAGAGCAUGGAGAGGAGCUUCAAAGGAUAAUGCAUUAUGAGCUUGGAUCAAUCUCCGGUCAUGCCCGGUCUCUCUGGAGGCUGGAGAUUCUGCGAGUUGUUUGGAGUGGUAGGCAUACAUGCUGGGGCCAGCCAUUUAGACUGUGCCACGUUACUACUGGAAGAUACCUGGGUCUCACAGAGGAGAAAGGUCUGCAGCUGGUUGAUCGGGACAAAGCUGACAUCAAUACAACCUCCUUCUGCUUUCGAUCAUCAAAGGAGAAGCUUGACACCAACACAAAGACUGAUGUUGAUGGGAUGGGAAUCCCAGAGAUCAAAUAUGGAGAUUCCAUUUGUUUUCUUCAACAUGUAGCCUCUGGGCUCUGGCUAACAUACCAAGCUGCUGAUGCCAAGUCCCAUAUGGGUGGAGCUCAGCGAAAGGCAAUUUUGCACAGUGAAGGGCAUAUGGACGACGGGCUGACACUGUGUCGUUCUCAGAGGGAAGAAUCUCAUACUGCCAGACUAAUACGGAGUGCUGUUCUCCUCUUCACUCGUUUUGUACGGAAACUUGAUGGUUUUAACCAAGAGGUAAAUAUCCCCUCUGUCAGCCUGCCAGUGGAGACAGUGACACGCAGUCUGCAGGAUCUGAUCAUCUAUUUCCAGCCUCCACUGGAGGGGCUAGGCCAUGAAGCUAAACAGAACAGCAUGGUGGCGCUAAAGAAUCGACAGAACAUGUUUCAAAAAGAGGGUGUGAUAGAUUUGGUCUUAUAUUGUAUUGACCGUCUACACCAGUAUAGUAGUGCUUCUCAUUUUGCUGAGGCUGUUCAGAGUGACACAGGAGAGGAGUGGGAGACCAUUGUCAACCAUUUCUAUGAGCUGUUGGCUGCUCUGCUCCGGGGAAACUGUGCAAAUUGUGCUAAUUUCUCGGGUUCGCUGGACUGGCUGAUUAGCAGGCUAGAACGGCAGGAGGCCUCUUCUGGAGUCCUGGAAGUUCUUCACUGCGUCCUUGUGGAAAGCCCUGAAGCUCUCAAUGCCAUCAAGGAACAACACAUUCAGUCUGUCAUCUCAUUUCUGGACAAGCUUGGAUGCAACCACAGGGUGCUGGAGGUGCUUUGUUCUCUGUGUGUGUGCCAUGGUGUGGCGGUGCGGUCCAAUCAGAACCUCAUCUGUGACAGUCUGCUGCCAGACAGAGAUUUGCUACUCCAAACACGUCUCGUUAAUCAGGUCACCAGCAUGAGGCCAAACAUCUUCCUAGCUAUGGGAGAAGAUUCAUCCCAGUAUCGCAGGUGGUACUACGAGCUGGUUGUGGAUCACGUCAAACCCUUUCUCACAUCUGAGCCCACACACCUGCGUGUCGGCUGGGCUUGCAUGAAAGGCUACCAGCCCAGGCCGACAGGCGGCGAGGGCUGGGGGGGGAAUGGAGUGGGAGAUGACCUCUGCUCGUAUGGCUUUGAUGGACUUCACCUCUGGUCAGGCUGCGUGAGCCGGAAAGUCAGCUCCCCGUUCCCUCACCUACUAAAAGAUGAUGAUGUCGUUAGCUGCUGCCUUGACCUCAGCAUUCCCUGCAUCUCAUUCCGAGUCAAUGGUCUACCUGUGCAGGGCAUGUUUGAGAACUUCAAUGCUAAUGGACUUCUUUAUCCUGUGGUCAGCUUCUCUGCUGGAGUCAAAGUUCGUUUUCUGUUUGGGGGAAGGCAUGGAGAGUUUCGCUUCCUGCCACCUCCAGGUUAUGCUUCCUGCUCUGAAGCUCUUCUCCCAAAAGUCAGACUGAAGGUACAGCUGUGUCAGGAAUACAUUUUGGAUCAUGGUGAAGGGAAACAAGAGCUUAUUGGCCCCUUAGUGCCUGUCACUCCAGUUACCUUCACUCCGACAACAAUAGAUAUCAGCAAGGUGGUAUUGCCUCCACAACUUGAGGAUAUUCGAGAAAAAAUGGCUGAGAAUAUCCACGAGCUCUGGGUAAUGGACAAGAUUGAUCUCGGAUGGACACAUGGACCAGUGAGGGAUGAAGGUAAGAGACAUGAUCCUUGUCUGGUGGAGUUCUCCAAGUUGCCAGAGCAUGAGAGAAACCAGAACCUUCAGAUGGCACAGGACACACUCAGGACCCUGCUGGCACUUGGUUUCCACAUCGGAUUGAUGGAUGAUCAUGCUGAGAAACACAUGAAAUACAUGAGACUUCCUGUCAAGUAUGAGCAGAUGACUGGCUACAGGCCUGCUCCAGUAGACCUGAGCCAGGUGUCUCUGAGCUCAGACCACGAGGAAGCAGUUAACUUGCUGGCAGAGAAUGAACACAACGUAUGGGCCAGAGAGCGAAUCAAACAGGGAUGGACUUAUGGAGCGCAACAGGAUAUAAAAGCAAAGCAGAGCCCUUACCUUCUGCCCUACAGCCUUCUUGAUGAAAGAACUCGGAGAGUGGGAAGAGAGAGUGUCAGAGAGGCUGUCUGUACCCUGCUGGCAUACGGCUACAGCCUGGAGCCCCUAAAUCAGGAACACACUACAUUAUCAAAGCCAUGUUUCUUCUCUGCUGAGAAAUGCAGAGUGUUCAGACCAGAUAAAUCAUAUGCUGUGACCCAGGGGAAGUGGUAUUUUGAAUAUGAAAUACUGACAGCAGGGAAUAUGAGAGUGGGCUGGGCCCGACCAGGCUGUACCCCAGAUAAAGAGCUUGGCUCAGAUGACCAAGCAUAUGUUUUUGAUGGAUUUGAGGCUCAGUGGUACCAUCAGGGUGGCGAGCCCCUGGGACGUCCAUGGCUGAGAGGUGAUGUGGUGGGUUGCUUGGUGGACAUGGAUGAAUGCACCAUGAUGGUUACGCUCAAUGGAGAGCUGCUGUUUAAUGACAGAGGAUCGGAGCUGACUGCCAAGGACUUUGAUAUUAGAGAUGGCCUAUUACCUGUGGUUAGUGUUGGGGUGAACCAGGUGGGGAGGCUGAAUCUGGGACGCCAAGUAGGCUCUUUGCAAUACUUUACUGUGUGUGGCCUGCAGGAGGGGUAUAGACCUUUUGCCAUCAACAUGGCCAGAGACCCAGCUCUGUGGAUGAGUUGGAAACAGCCGCAAUUUACCUCCAUACUACCUGAUGAUCACUAUUUACAGGUUACAAGAGUCAGUGGCUCAGCAGAUUCCUUAUCCAGCCUGAGGGUCUCCCAGUGUAUGCAACCGCACCAUGGUGGAGAAAGUGAGAUGGGCUAUUAUCGCCUCAGCAUGUCUGUCAGAUGUGCUGCUGUCCUCAGAAGCCCACCAGGGGGCGUGCUUCCUGUGGCCUCCAGUGCUCUCUCUCCAAGUUCAGAAAGGAAAGAGCAGGAGGAGGUGGACUCUGACUUUGAGGUGCUGAUGAAGUCAGCCCACAGCUAUGCUGGUUCAAGAGAUGAGCUCAACCAUAAAGAUCAUAGUCACGACAAAACAUCAAGACUGAAACAGCGGUUUAUGCUGAAGAAGACCAAACCAGGCUUAGUCAGCAGUAACUCAUCUGCACGGCUCCUCGAAGACGUUGUAGUCGACAAGGAUAACUAUGAUCACCUUAUCCAGAGCUCCAGAUAUUACUACUCAGUGCGGGUUCUUCCAGGCCAGGAGCCAUUCAAUGUGUGGGUAGGCUGGGUGACCUCUGACUUUCAUCAGCAUGACAUGACAUUUAACACUGACAAUGUCCACACUGUGACUGUCACCCUUGGAGAUGACAGUGGCAAAGUCCAGGAAAGCGUAAAGAGGUCUAACUGCUAUAUGGUUUGUGCUGGAGAGGCAACAGGCCUGUCUCAGAGUCGGAGAAGCACAGGAUUGGAAAUUGGCUGUUUGAUUGACACAACCACUGGUCUGCUUACAUUUACCUCCAGUGGAGUGGAGAUGGCCACUUUCUACCAAGUGGAGGCAAGUACAAAGCUCUUUCCUGCUGUUUUUGUCAAACCCACCACCAAAAACAUGUUUCAGUUUGAACUGGGACGCAUCAAGAAUGUGAUGCCACUGUCCUCAGGUUUGCUUCGGAGCCAGUCAAGGAAUGUCACUCCUCAGUGUCCUCCUAGGGUUCAGGUCCAGUGGCUGAGGCCUGCUUCAUGGACUAGAGUACCAGACAGAGCACUGAAAGUGUUGGUUGAUCGACCAGAUGAAUGUCACGGCUGGAGAAUUCAAUGCCGUGAGCCCUUACAAGCCAUGAUCCUUCACAUUCCUGAUGAAAACAGGUGUGUUGACAUUUUGGAACUGUCGGAGCUUGAUGACCUCUUGACCUUUCACAACAAUACCCUCCUGCUCUACUGCUCUUUAUGUGCUCUUGGCAACACCAGAGUUUGCCAUGCCCUCUGCAGUCAUGUGGACCAGUCGCAGAUUCUUUAUGCUAUUCAGGAUCCCUACCUCCCUGGCCUGCUCCGGUCUGCAUUUUAUCAGCUGCUUUUUCAGGUUUUCCUCAGCAGCUACACCACAGCCUGUCUUAUGAUGAACCAUGAAUACAUAGUUCCUAUGACUGACCAAACCAGAGAAAUCACCCUUUAUCCCAGUCCUAUUAAUGGUGGGGAUAGACAACCUCCAGAGGGAAUACCAAGUGCUAGCUGUAGCACAUCCCUUAAACCUCAGAUGCAUUUUUCAACUCCUUACUUUAUCAGAAGCGAUUGCAUAGAAGGAGCUAGUGCACUGGAAAUAGCCUGCAAAGACAGCCCAGAAAUCCCUCUGGACGUUUUAAAGAAUCUUACCGUGGAGAUGCUGACUGCUGCAGUUUGGGCUGUGGGUCAGGAUGUAAGGGAUCCUGCAGGAGGCAAUUUCGAACUUUUGCUUGUUCCUUUAUUAAGACUUUUCUACAGCCUCUUGGUUAUGGGGGUGUGUAGGGAUGAAGACUUAGGGAAGAUUCUUAAACUCAUGGAGCAAGGUGCAUUUGCAAGGCCUGGAACACCCAUAGGGAAGUUGGAAGAAGAAACUAGUGAUGAUGAAGAAGAGCAGAAAGGAGUGAUCACUGAAGAAAGUUACACUGUUAAACAAGGACUUCUUCAAAUGAAGCUUCCAGAAGCUGUCAAACUUGAGCUCUGCCACUUGCUAUCCUACCUGUGUGACUGCCAGGUUCGCCACAGGGUAGAAGCUGUGAUUGCUUUCUCCGACAGCUUUGUUGGCCAGCUGCAGGAGAACCAGCGGUUUCGCUACAACCAGGUCAUGCAGGCGCUCAACAUGUCUGCUGCCCUCACUGCUCGCAAGACAAAGGAGUUCCGGUUACCGCCACAGGAGCAGAUCAAUAUGCUGCUGACCUUCAGAGAAGAUGCGCAGCAGGAGAACUCUCCGUGUCCAGUGGAAAUCCAGGAGCUUCUUCAAGACUUCCAUUACCUUCUUGAGACACACUGUGGCAUUGAUUUGGCCAGCACCUCAGAGGAUGAAGAGGAUGCAGAGAUGUCUCUAAAAGAACGAUUUCUCUGUCUUGUGGCGAGAGUCUUUGGCAGUAAUAAGUCAUCAAUGGAUAUAGACGGGUGUUCUUCACAUAGCCCCAAGUCCCUCAAAAAGAUGAUCUCUGAAACAAUGGUGCGCUGGGCUCAAGAAAUUGAGAUUGAGGACCCUGAACUAGUCAGUGCUAUCUUCUCAUUGCUGCACCGCCAGUAUCAGGGCCUCAGGGGCCUAAUGGAAGGACCCUUAUUCAAAGCUUAUACCAUCAAGCAGUCGUCACUGGAGGACACCAUGGCACUCUUGUCCUCCUUGGGCCAAAUCCGCUCCCUCCUCAGUGUUCGCAUGGGGAAAGAGGAAGAGAGGUUGAUGAUCAGACGACUAGGAGAUAUCAUGAAUAAUAAAGUUUUCUACCAACAUCCAAACCUAAUGAGGGCAUUGUCGAUGCAUGAGACUGUGAUGGAGGUGAUGGUCAAUGUUCUUGGAGAAGGGCAAAUAAAGGAGAUUACCUUUCCUAAGAUGGUUGCCAGCUGCUGUCGAUUCCUGUGCUAUUUUUGCCGUAUCAGCCGACACAAUCAGGGAGCCUUGUUUGACCACCUCAGCUACUUAUUGGAAAACAGCAGUGUCGGGCUAGCUUCACCGUCCAUGCGUGGAUCCACUCCUCUGGAUGUGGCUGCAGCUUCAGUUAUGGAUAAUAAUGAAUUGGCCUUAGCACUGAGGGAAUCAGACCUGGAGAAGGUGGUUCAGUGCCUUGCUGGCUGUGGUCUCCAGAGCUGUCCAAUGCUAGUGGCAAAAGGUUAUUGCGAUAUAGGGUGGAAUCCUGUGGAGGGCGAGCGUUAUCUGGAUUUUCUACGUUUUGCUGUCUUCUGCAAUGGUGAGAGUGUCGAGGAGAAUGCUUAUGUGGUGUUGAGGCUGUUGAUUCGUCGACCUGAGUGUUUUGGCCCUGCGCUGCGAGGUGAUGGGGGAAAUGGUCUCUUAGCAGCCAUGGAAGAAGCCAUCAAGAUCUCUGAAGACCCUUCUAUGGAUGGUCCUUGUACCAAUUAUCAUUCCAACAGAGCGCUAGAUGUUGUCCAAGACAGCGAUGAUGAUGUCAUUCACAUGGGGCACGCCAUCAUGACCUUCUACUCAGCUCUUAUUGACUUGCUCGGUCGCUGUGCUCCGGAGAUGCAUUUAAUUCAAGGAGGCAAAGGAGAGGCAAUCCGUAUCAGGGCCAUUCUGAGGUCUCUCAUCCCUAUUCAGGAUCUUCAGGGAGUCAUCAGCAUCUCCUUUCAAAUCCCUUCAGUCUCUAAAGAUGGUGCAUUGGUUGAGCCUGACCUAUCUACAGUGUUCUGCCCAGACCACAAAGCAGCCAUGGUGCUGUUCCUGGAUCGGGUUUAUGGUGUUGAGAGUCAGAGUUUACUUCUCCACCUUCUAGAAGUUGGCUUUCUGCCUGACCUUCAGGCAGCUGUCUCUCUUGACACUGCUGACCUAGGAUCCACUGAUAUGGCUCUGGCCGUCAAUAGAUACUUGUGUACUGCUGUGCUUCCCCUUCUCACCAAAUAUUCAGUUCUUUUCCAUGAUUUAGAGGACCACAUCUUGCUGGUUGAUUCUCUCAUUCAGGCAGUCUACCGCCUCUCGAGGGCUCUUAGCUUGACCAAGGCUCAGAGAGACACUACAGAAGACUGUCUGUUGGCUUUGUGCAGUAAACUCCAGCCACCUAUGAUGCAGCCUCUCCUUCGUCGGCUUGUCUUUGAUGUCCUUCAUCUGACAGACCACAGCAAAAUGCCUCUAAAGCUCUUGACCAGUCACUAUGAGCAAAGGUGGAAGUACUACUCCCAGUCUGGCAGGCAGGGUGAGCAGGGUUGUGCAUCUGAAGAAGAACUCUACCUGUCUACAAAGUUGUUCUGGGGGGUGUUCAAGGCUUUAGCCAAGAAGCCCCAGAUACUUCAGUUAUCGAGUCUGUGUGUGCAGUGCCUCUCUGCAGUGGCCAUGGCCCUGCCUCCUGAUCAUAUGGAACAAAACUGCUUGUCGCACAUUGAGAAAAUAACCUCCAUCGAUACAGACGGACACUUUGACCCCCAGCCUGUAGAUACUACCAAUGUGUCAGUGCCAGAGAGGCUGGAGUUUGUUGUGAACAAGUAUGCCGAGCAUACUCAUGAAAAGUGGUCACUGGAAAAGUUUGUCAGUGGCUGGGUUCAUGGAGAGCACCUAUGUGAGAACACCAAAGUUCACCCUCGCCUCAAGCCGUACAGGGCUCUUGCUGAAAAGGAGAAGGAGGCGUACCGCUGGGCCAUCAAAGAGACAAUAAAGACUAUGCUUGCCUUUGGCUGGAACAUAGAAAGGACCAAAGAAGGAGAUGCGUUUAGCAUGCAUCCAUGUACACGCAGGGUCUCUCAGUCUGGACAGCUGUCAUUUGAAGGCGCAUCAACCUUCAGCCCCAAACCUGUGGACAUGAGCUGCAUCACCUUAUCAUGGGACCAAUGUGCCAUGGCUGAACAGCUGGCUGAAAACUACCACAAUGCCUGUGCUAAGAUGAAGAAAUUAGAACUUGAGAGUAAAGGAGGAGGUAGCCAUUCGCUGCUUGUACCUUAUGAUACCUUGAGUGCCAAAGAGAAGGCUAAAUUCAGAGAAAGAGCUCAGGAUGUCCUCAAGUUCCUUCAGCUCAAUGGCUACACUGUGUGGAGAGAUCGGAAGUCAGUGGAAAUGGACUUUCCAGCCAUAGCCAACUGCUUUGCAUACACGCUGCUUCAGCGGCUCCUGUCUCACACUGAGGAGGCCCAAGAGAACCUUUUAAAGCUUGAGGUGAUGCAAGCCAGAGGACAGAUGUCUAAGGGAGAGAGGGCUCCACACGAGCAACCAGUCAUUUUUUUUCACAAGGUUAUCCUUCCUCUUUUGGAACAGUAUGUUAAAAGCCACCGUCUAUAUUUCCUGUCUACUUCCUCGAGUGAUAAUAGAAGCCAUGCCUCGAGAAAGGAAAAGGAGAUGAUUGCAUGCCUCUUUUGUAAGCUUGCAGCGCUUGUAAGACACAGGAUCUCAGUCUUUGGAAGAGAAGCCUCGUCAGUUGCAAGCUCCCUCCACGUUUUGGCUCAGGCUCUUGAUGCCAGGACUUUAAUGAAGUCAGCACCAGAGUCUAUUCAGACAUCUCUGCAUUCCUUUUUUAAGGCAGCGGCGUCUGAUUUAGAGAUGACUGUGGAAACUCUUUCUGAGAGCUUAGUUUCGCUGCCUCAGAGUAGGAGUCAGCUGGCAAGAGGAGUAGCCAAGGUUCUCAACUACACAACCUCCAUCCUUCUCCCUACACUCACUUCUCUCUUCCUUCAUCUUGGAAACCAGAACCAUGGAGUAGAUCUCCUGGCUGGUGGUAUACAGGUAUCCUGCUACAGGAUCUUAAACAGCCUCUACGCUCUUGGAAUCAGUAGCAGCAUCUACAUGGAGGGGCAUAGGUCAGCAGCAGGUGCUUGUCUGGCAGCCUUGACAGGAGCUUUACCCGUGUGUUUCCUGGAGCCCGAUCUAAACCAAAACAACCCUUACUCCAUCUACAAUAUGAUGACUGCUACUCAGAUAAAAGACCAGGGAUUGCCAGAUCAGGUGGAGGACAUGUGUCCCCUCCUACCUUCUCUGGGACAGGCGCUGAGGGAAGUGGAGGAGCUGGCAGGUGCUGGAGCUCACCAGGCCCACUACAUCCAUGUUGCAGAGGUUACUUUGCCCAUGCUGUGCAGUUACAUUUCCCACUGGUGGAACUUGGGUCCUGAGGGACAGCCAGAAAGGCCAGUGUGUACCUCUGUCAUUCCUAAGCAUGCUAGUGACCUACUUGGCAACAUCCUGCGUAUCAUCCACAAUCAUGUGGGUGCUAGCCAGGGUGACUGGAUGAAACAGCUGGCAGUUUUUUCUCAGCCAGUCAUAUGUAAAGUCCAUCCUGAGCUGUUAAAGAGCCACUUCCUGCCACUAAUGGAGAAACUGAGAAAGAGGACAGAAUGUGUGUUGGUAGAGGAGGAGCAGAUGAAAGCAGAAGGCGGGGAUACCUCUGAUGCGGAGUUGCAGAUACAAGAAAAGUUCGCUAUGCUGGUCCGAGACCUCUACGCCUUCUUUCCCCUCCUCAUCCCAUUUGUGGAUUCUCAUCGAGCCAGGUGGCUGAAAGACCUGAACCCUGAGGCUGAGCAGCUGUUCAGCAUGGUGGCAGAGGUCUUUAUAUUCUGGGCCAAAUCCCAUAAUUUCAAAUGGGAGGAACAGAAUUAUGUUGUUCAAAAUGAAAUCAACAACUUGUCUUUCUUGACCAAUAAUGACAAAACAUUCAAGCUUGACAAUGAGAAGAGGAAGAUGAGGAGGAAGAGGGGUUGUUAUUCCAUCAACACCUCUCUCAUUGUGGCUUUAAUGAAGAGGCUGACCCCUGUGGGACUCAGGGUUUGUUUUCCAAGCGAUCACAGUCUCAUCAUCUUGGCUAAGAAUGCCUUCUCUCAGAAGACCGCUGAGAAUGAGAUCCAAGACCAUAUUUUCAAUUGUGUUGUGCAUCUUCAGAAUCAGGGAUCAGACAGUUUAAGACAGAAGAUUCUUACAGAGCUCCCACACCAACCCGGGACCAUCAGUGGUGCAGAAAAGACUGUUGACAGGAUUAUGAAAAUAGCUCGAGUCCUUUAUUAUCUUGACCAGGUGGAACACCCACUGAGAAACAAAAAACCUGCGAGACACACAGUUUUAUCAAAACAGAGGAAACGUGCAGUGGUGGCCUGCCUGAGAAUGACUCCACUCUAUAACCUACCCAGGCAUCGAGCUGUUAACCUGUUUCUUCAAGCCUACAAUAAAUCCUGGAUAUCUGCUGAGGAGCACAGCUUUGAAGAGACACUUGUGGAGAAUUUAGCUAAGAGGGGAGUAAUGGAACUGUAUGUAGGUGGAAGAGGGGAAGAAAAGGAUGUGAAGGAAGGUGCCAAACCAAUCGAUCCUCUCCUACAACUCAUUACACUCUUCAGUCGAAGCGCCCUGACAGAAAGCAGUAAGGAUGGAAUUGACAGUCUCUAUAAGCCCUACGCUGCUAUUAUGGCCAAGAGUUGUAGCAGAGAGGGUGAAGAGAAAGAGCAGGAGGUGGAAAGCUUUGAAGAGAAGGAGAUGGAGAAACAGAAGUUGCUGUACCAGCAAGCCAGGUUACAUUGUCGUGGAGCUUCUGAGAUGGUCCUGCAAACUAUCAGCGCCAGCAAAGGUGCCAUAGGCUCCAUGAUUGCCCCUACACUGAAGUUAGGCAUUGCUAUUCUCAAUGGAGGAAAUGCCACUGUUCAGCAGAAAAUGCUGGAUUAUCUAAAAGAGAAGCGAGAUGUGGGCUUCUUUCAGAGCAUGGCUGGGCUCAUGCAGUCAUGCAGUGUUUUGGAUCUGAAUGCCUUUGAGAGGCAGAACAAAGCAGAGGGAUUAGGCAUGGCCACGGACGAGAGCUCAGGAGAAAAGGUGAUGCCUGACAAAGACCUAACCUGUGACCUGUUCCGUUUCCUUCAGCUGCUCUGUGAAGGACACAACUCAGAUUUCCAGAAUUACUUGAGAACACAAACAGGCAACAACACCACUGUCAACAUCAUUAUAUCCACUGUAGACUAUUUACUAAGGAUACAGGAGUCCAUCAGUGACUUCUACUGGUACUACUCAGGUAAGGAUGCGAUUGAUGCACAAGGUCAACACAACUUCUCCAAGGCCAUUGAAGUGGCCAAACAGGUCUUCAACACUCUCACUGAGUACAUACAGGGUCCGUGUACUGGGAACCAGCAGAGUCUAGCUCAUAGCCGUCUUUGGGACGCUGUUGUGGGAUUCCUCCAUGUCUUUGCGCACCUGCAGAUGAAGCUCUCUCAGGAUUCAAGGCAAAUAGAGCUUCUAAAGGAGCUCAUGGAUUUACAGAAAGAUAUGGUUGUGUUUUUGCUUUCCAUGUUAGAAGGUAAUGUUGUCAAUGGAACUACUGGAAAGCAAAUGGUGGAUAUGUUGGUGGAAUCGUCAGGCAAUGUGGAAAUGAUUCUCAAGUUUUUUGACAUGUUCCUCAAACUUAAAGACCUCACCUCCUCAGAAGCCUUCAGAGAACAUGAUCCUGAUCGUCAGGGAAGCAUAUCCAGGAAGGACUUCCAGAAAGCCAUGGAAAACUGCAAGCAUCUCUCGCAGGCUGAGAUCCACUUCUUGCUUUCGUGCAUGGAGACUAAUGAUGGUGAAAUUGUGAACUAUGAGGCCUUUGUGGAUCGCUUCCAUGAGCCAGCAAAAGACAUUGGCUUCAGUAUCACCGUUCUCCUCACCAACUUGUCAGAACACAUGCCCAACGAUUCAAGACUAAAGACAUUCUUGGAACUGGCAGAAAGUGUUUUGACUUACUUUCAGCCCAGUCUAGGACGCAUAGAGAUCCUCGGCAGUGGGAAGCGCUUCGAACGCGUCUACUUUGAGAUCAGCGAAUAUAGCCGUACACAGUGGGAGAAGCCACAGGUUAAAGAGUCGAAGAGGCAGUUCAUUUUUGAUGUUGUCAACGAGGGUGCAGAGAGAGAGAAAAUGGAAAUGUUUGUCAAUUUCUGUGAGGACACCAUUUUUGAGAUGCAGCUUGCAGCUCAGAUAUCUGGCUCUAACACUGGAGAAAGAAAUACUGGGAAACAAGUCGAGGAUAAACGACGCCUGGGCGAUCAGGGAAUGUUUUUCAUGAUUCAUUGGUGGCUAUUUCUCUCAACUCUACUUUCUCUGACAAACCUAAAGACACUGAUGAAGAUGACCCUGAAGGAUAUCCUCAUGUCGGCUGCUCUAUUCGUCCGAUUCAUUUGUAUGGCUCAGGUACGGUGCAUUUAUGUUUUAUUUCACAGCAUCUUAUACGUGCUGUAUAUUGCUUUUGUGAGUGGUGGGCUCAUAGAGGGAGCCAAAAGGAUUAGGAUAUCUGACUUGCUUGGCGGUAUCCUUGAACCAACUCUUGAUGAGGUCACGGAGGUGCCAAGUGGUGUGGAUCAGCCGAGGAGGUACUCUGCCAGUUUUUCGUCCCACAGAGAAUUGAGGGAGAUUGGGCAGAUGGGAGCUGUGACCUCCCCCAGAGAGGUGGAUGUACUGUCAAGCAUUUUUGGCCUCAAACUAAAGAAAGAGGAAGGUCGAUACAAACUUGUAGCACAAGACCUCACUGCCAGUCUGGAUGACCUGUUCAGCACAAGUUCCAGGACCAGUGCUUCCUCUGAUUUUGAGAAGCAUCAGAUAACGCAGCAAAUUAAGGAUCACACAACCACAGAGGAUAAAAAUGAAGACACAAAAAUGAACACAGAAGAGAAGUCUGAGAAGAAAAUUGGAAAUGAGAAAGCAAAGGAAAGGGGGAGAGCCAAGAGAUUCUCAAAUAAGUUAAAAGAACCACAGAGCCACCAAUCUGCCCUUUGGGAGACAAUUGGCACUCAUAACAAGAGCCUGCUGAACUAUUUUGCAAGGAACUUUUAUAAUCUGCGCUUGCUGGCUCUUUUUAUCACCUUUGCAAUCAAUUUCGUCCUUCUGUUCUACAAGGUAACACCGUUUCCUACCCUGAAAGGAGAGGAAGGAAUGACCACAUCUGUUUACGGUGAAGAACUGAACUCUGAUGCUGACAACAACAGCGAGGGCAGAGUGUAUUUUGUACUUGAAGAAAACAGUGGAUACAUGGAGCCCUCUCUCAAUUUUCUGGCUGUAGCACACACAAUCAUCUCCUUCUGUUGUAUUAUUGGUUAUUACUGCCUCAAGGUACCAUUAGUAAUCUUCAAACGUGAGAAGGAAGUGGCACGAAGGCUGGAGUUUGAUGGACUCUAUGUGACAAAACAGCCUCCUGAGGAAGACAUCAAAGGCCAAUGGGACCGACUGGCAAUUAACACCCCAUCAUUUCCAAGCAAUUACUGGGAUAAAUUUGUGAAGAGAAAGGUGAUGGAUAAGUACGGUGACUUUUAUGGCUGCGAGAAGAUAAGUGAACUCCUAGGUCUGGACAAGGCUGCUUUAGACCUUAAUUCUGAAACAAAAACAAAGAAGAGGCUCAAGAGAGACGCUGCCUGGAGUGCUCUAUGCAACUCCAUUGACAUGAAGUAUCAGGUCUGGAAACUAGGUGUAGUUUUCACUGACAAUUCCUUCUUGUACUUGGCAUGGUACAUGACCAUGUCAUUUCUGGGACAUUAUAACAACUUCUUCUUUGCUGCCCACCUUUUGGAUAUCGCUAUGGGUUUCAAGACACUUCGUACCAUCCUCUCCUCUGUCACACAUAAUGGCAAACAGUUGAUCCUUACCGUGGGCCUCUUGGCUGUUGUGGUGUACCUCUACACCGUUGUAGCCUUCAACUUCUUCAGAAAGUUCUACAACAAAAGUGAUGACAAGGACAUCCAAGACAUGAAGUGCAAUGACAUGCUUACUUGUUACAUGUUCCACAUGUAUGUGGGAGUGCGUGCAGGCGGUGGAAUUGGCGAUGAGAUCGAGGAUCCUGCUGGAGAUGAGUUUGAGGUGGAACGGAUUGUCUUUGAUAUUACGUUUUUCUUCUUUGUCAUUGUCAUCCUCCUGGCCAUUAUCCAGGGCUUGAUAAUUGAUGCCUUUGGAGAGCUUCGUGACCAACAGGAACAGGUGAAAGAGGAUAUGGAGACCAAAUGUUUUAUAUGUGGAAUGGGAAGUGAAUACUUUGAUACGGUUCCUCAUGGCUUUGAGACUCACACGCUUCAGGAGCACAACCUGGCCAACUAUCUAUUUUUUCUGAUGUACCUUAUUAACAAGGAUGAGACAGAACACACGGGGCAGGAAUCUUAUGUGUGGAAAAUGUACCAGGAGCGUUGCUGGGAAUUCUUUCCUGUGGGAGACUGUUUCCGUAAGCAAUAUGAGGAUCAACUGGUAUGAAAUAACCUGAGAGGUCUAAAGCCUCCCUAGUGUCACAAGACAAAAUCUGUCUCGAUUUAUGCCUUUGGAGUUGCUAAUUUGCCUUCAGUUCUCUGUGUGUUUCUAUAGUAUUAAUUUUAGAUUUUGGCAUUUUCUUUCUCUCACAAUCAAGUAUUUCAUUUAUUUUACUAAAUUAAUUGGAACCAAAAGAUUGAGAACCACUUGUUUAUGUUCUCAUACAUUAGUGUGUGAUGCAUGUAUUAGCAGUCCUGUGGGAGGAAGCUAUUCAUUUGAGUGGUUUGUUAAGACUGCAGCAGCAUCUGUAGUAAUGUGGCUUUUUCUGUUUCAUAAAUCAUUAUCUGUCACAGUCAAAGCUGGCAAUCGAAAUUCAGUUUGAGGCAUUUUUUUUCUUGCUGGAUGUGUGUCAUGUUUUCUAAAUAAAUUGAUUUGUUUUUCUAAUCAGAGGCUCCCAUUCCUUCCUCCUGUGACAUCCAUAUAAACACUCUCCCUCUGGCAUUUGCUCUUUUUACUCUCCUCUGUUUCUUGUGGCUCUCUUGUCUUGUCUGUUGUGCUCAUCUCUCCAGGAUCCUUACCCUUCGCUCUUUGCUGUUCCCCCCUCCCGCGUUCCUUCUGUUCCCCUGCAAUUCCUCGUAUCGAGCUCUUUCCCACCAUCAUUGUCAGCUGUGGUGUAGCACGCUAGCAGAUCUCUCGCCAUUCAGGUCAAAACAAUAUUUCUGAUACCCGUCUCUGAUGGCCAAAAAGUCCUGAGGGAGUUCGUGGGUAUAACUCAAUGACUAAGAGUGUGCUGAGUUUUGUUAAACUGUUAAAUCAUGCUGAGGUUAACAACAGGAUGACAGGAGUUGGAGUGCCACCUACAGAUAUUGUCCUCAUUAUGCAAAGGUCACACUGAGUCGAACAGAUGUACUGCUGCUAUGGAUUCUGGCUGUUUUUGAGUCAUGACCAUGGCACAGUAUUGUUAAAAUAUUGUGAAAAAGGUGGGAAACUUGUGCUGUUUGUG
Haplochromis burtoni (Burton's mouthbrooder) is the source of this 15964-nucleotide messenger RNA. RefSeq names its product ryanodine receptor 2b (cardiac) (gene ryr2b). Gene Ontology annotation, molecular function: protein binding; ryanodine-sensitive calcium-release channel activity; calcium ion binding. Bases 133 to 14967 code for a protein of 4944 amino acids. Gene Ontology annotation, cellular component: sarcoplasmic reticulum membrane; smooth endoplasmic reticulum; calcium channel complex. The record is from RefSeq and is a predicted model, not a curated record. NCBI's taxonomy places the organism in Eukaryota, Metazoa, Chordata, Actinopteri, Cichliformes, Cichlidae. Gene Ontology annotation, biological process: calcium ion transmembrane transport; intracellular calcium ion homeostasis. The transcript has 104 exons.